Malassezia japonica is the source of this 228-nucleotide messenger RNA. RefSeq lists its product as uncharacterized. Gene Ontology annotation, biological process: protein targeting; post-translational protein targeting to membrane, translocation. Gene Ontology annotation, molecular function: transmembrane protein transporter activity. Bases 1 to 228 code for a protein of 75 amino acids. Lineage: Eukaryota; Fungi; Basidiomycota; Malasseziomycetes; Malasseziales; Malasseziaceae. The record is from RefSeq and is a predicted model, not a curated record. The transcript is spliced from 2 exons. Gene Ontology annotation, cellular component: Ssh1 translocon complex; membrane.
AUGUCGGAGCGCAUCCGUGAGAUUGUGGACGUCCCUGUGUCGUUCGUCCAGGAGGGCGUGCACUUCCUGAACCGGUGCACGAAGCCGGACCGCAAGGAGUUUAUCCAGAUUUGCCGCGCGGUCGGUACGGGUUUCGUCGUGAUGGGUUUCAUCGGCUACCUCGUAAAGCUGGUGCACAUUCCUAUCAACAACAUUGUACGUACUGUGGUGCUAGAGAACGUGUACUAA